This is a messenger RNA of Acyrthosiphon pisum (pea aphid), 3819 nucleotides long. RefSeq lists its product as uncharacterized. Lineage: Eukaryota; Metazoa; Arthropoda; Insecta; Hemiptera; Aphididae. The coding region runs from base 1 to 3819 and encodes 1272 amino acids. The transcript has 3 exons. The record is from RefSeq and is a predicted model, not a curated record.
AUGACGUUGCGUGUUCCUACUGAACCCCAGCUAGGUCCUGAGUUUUUGGUAAACGCGGUGGACUUAGACGCGCUGUGGACACAAUUUAAGACGGAAGACCAUGAAAUAUUAGACGGUCUCUCGUUAUUAGGCACCACCACGAGUUACUCUCCGGAUUUACCUUCCGAGGUACGGGAAAUAGUUAAUGCAUCGAAGGCGGUUGCCACGUCGUUGAUACCAAAGGGGGCGGAUGCCAUUGAUUUCUCGUACAUUCAUGAUAGAAUGGCGCCAAAUGCAAAUAUUACUGAGGAAGCUAAAACGUCGUCCUCUCGGUUGCCGGAGAUUCCUUUGCCGACCUUUUCGGGGGAUUUUCGGGAGUGGCCCGGAUUCCGAGAUAAAUUUUCCACGCGGGUUGAUGUUCACACCACCAUUUCGAACGUAGAUAAAAUGUACUACCUGAUUAGUUGUCUAAAGGGUCCCGCGGCUGAGGCAGUGCAAGGUAUUCCUGUAGCCGCUGAUAACUACCAAUUGUUAUGGUCUACGUUAUCGGAUCGUUUCAAUUGCCCGCGCUUAGUAGCCACGUCUCUAGUUGACCAAUUGUUGCAUGCGUCGACUAUGACGCAAGAAUCCCUAACGGAAUUAAGUGCAUUUAUCGGUACAUUCCACGAGAAUCAAUCGUUAUUAACUGCUCUCCAGAUUCCAGACAUGGGCUCCUUUAUUUUAUUUUCAAUGGCGUUCCGAUGUUUGCCUGUACAGACGCGCAAAUUGUUUGAAGCGCAGAGCACGGCGGAUUAUCCGACUCUUACCCAGCUUUUGGAAUUUGUUAGGUCUAGGGUGGCCAUACUUGAAGUAGUGGGUGACACAAAAAAAGGUGGUGUCCCUGUUGUGUCGCAAAAGGGCGUAAAAUUGACAGGCUCGUCAGGCAAGGGGGGAAAACACCCCGGAAAGCGUUUGAACUUUCGGCCAACGUCAUUAGUCGCUGCCAACGGUGAUAAGAAGUGUCCGUGUUGCUCUGAUCUUCAUAAAGUUCCACCGGCGUCGACCGUGUUGCUAGGCACAGCGUUAGUACACGUGCGCGAUCGCGCUGGAUCAAUGCACACGAUGCGCGCUCUAGUAGAUUGUGCGUCGCAAAUUAGCGCGAUUACUGAUGUGUGUGCCGACCGCCUGGGUCUUAAGCGCUCUCGUUGGACCGCGCCGAUUAGCGGCUUGUCCGGUGUUUCAGUAGUCAACGUUCUAGGUCGCGUCGAUUGUGUAGUACAGCUGCGUUUUGCAUCGGAGCCCGCGCUAUCUGUACGCGCGUGGGUACUACCAACCAUAACCGGAGAUUUACCAAAGCAAUCGCUUUCUACCGGAGUAAAAGAGCGAUAUUCCAAUUUGGCGCUGGCAGACCCGUAUUUUGAUAUCACGGCGCCCAUCGACUUGUUGCUCGGUGGCGACGUGUUCGCAUCCAUCAUGGAUGGUCGAAAAGUUUCGUUAGAUACCGAGCUACCUUGUGCGUUUAGCUCAAUUUUUGGUUGGAUUUUGAUUGGCUCUGUUCCCGACUGUCAAACGCACCCGUAUCAAUCAAUUCCUGUUUCUAUGACCGUAUCGAUUGAGGGCCUCAUGGAGCGCUUCUGGCAAGUCGAGGAGCCGGAGAUGGUCCCUGACACUUUUACUGAGGACGGGCAAUGCGAAAAAAUAUUUUGUGAACAGUUUGCGCGUUCUACUUCCGGUCGUUUUUCUGUACCUUUACUUUUCCGAUCGCCGGUGUCAAGCGCAACCUUUAUUGGUUCGCGUGAAGUCGCCGCGCGCCGUUUUGAGAUGCUUGAACGUAAAUUAUCCGGUAAUCCGAAACUGAAGUCGUUGUAUGAUAAGUUCAUGUCGGAAUAUAUUUCGCUUGGACAUAUGUCAUUAGCUCAGUCCCCCGGGCAUUAUUUCAUUCCGCAUCAUGCGAUAUUUCGGCCCGAAAUUGACGCAAAUAAAAUUCGUGUGGUGUUCGACGCGUCGGCGCGCGGGUUCCGUGGUCCGUCGCUGAACCAAUGCUUAUUUCCCGGUCCGAAAUUACAGCAGGAUAUAGUGGAUAUUUUGACCCGGUUCCGCGUAUCUAAACACGUUUUUACAACGGAUAUUUGUAAAAUGUAUAGGCAAAUUUUAAUUAAACCAGAACAUCGCAAAUUUCAGCACGUUUUAUGGAGAGCGUCGCCCCGUGACGCAUUAGCGGACAGUAUCGCCGAACUGUUGAAGCUUCAAUCGGAAUUAAUUUGUGUGCUAAAGCGAUCGGGUUUGGAACUAAAAAAAUGGGCGUUGAAUACCCCGUCUGUGUUGGAAGCUGUACCGAUGGACGAUCGUGUAACAGUCCCGUUGCCGUUUGAAUCCGUUGAAGGGUAUGGUACUAGAGUAUUGGGAUUAGAAUGGCACCCCGAAGGAGAUUUUUUUAGUUGUGCGUUAAGCUUGUCACCGUCGCCUGUAUUUUCGAAACGUGGCAUACUCUCGCUAGUUGCUCGAAUUUUCGAUCCGCUCGGUGUAUUCGGCCCUUCUGUAUUUUUGGCAAAAGUGAUAAUGCAACGUACUUGGUUGACCGGCCUGGGUUGGGACGACCCCCUACCGGCUGACAUCUCUGAUGAGUGGCGAUCGUUUGUGACUGAUCUACCGUCUCUGUUAAAUAUACGCGUCCCGCGGUAUAUUAAUUCAUGUCAAGGCGCGCCGUGUUAUCUGCUAGGGUUUUGCGACGCGUCGCAACGUGGAUACGCGGCAGUAGUUUACGUGCGUAUGGCUGGCGUCUCCGGAAUUCAAUCAGUCUCUCUCAUAGGUACCAAAACUAAAUUAGCACCAACAAAGGCUACCACGAUACCACGUCUCGAAUUAAAUGCAGCGUUACUAUUGGCUCGUUGGUUACGCCGUAUUCGUGACAUAUUGUCCCCUCAGCUUAAUAUAAUCGGUGUUAGAGCGUGGUCUGAUUCUAUGGUGGUACUGUCAUGGUUACAAGUCCCUCAUGAAUCUUUCAAAAUUUAUGUAUCAAAUCGUGUGCACCAGGUUCACACUUUAUUACCAGAGUGCAUGUGGUCGUACGUCGAAUCACAUAACAAUCCGGCAGAUUGUGCGUCGCGCGGUAUAAUGCCAACCGCACUGUCGCAACUUGGUUUAUAUUGGCAAGGCCAACCACUAACGCUAAGCGACCCCUCGGAAUGGGACAAUCCUGUCCCUGCGCUCCCCUUGAGUAGCCUCCCCGAGAUUCAACUUGUCUCGUGCGCCGCGCGCCAUGAUGCCGCACAUACUGAAUGGUUUGAUCGUUUUUCCGAUUACGACCGAAUGUUCCGAGUGGUCGCGUAUAUGCAUCGUUUUAGCGACACAUGCCGCCGCCGUACCGAACCCAACCCACCUGCCUUUUUGCGUAAAUCGGAACUAGAUCGUGCUGCCCGCGUGCUCGUUGUCGCCUCGCAACGCGUUCAUUUCUCUGUACUGUUGCGCGAGUUGUCCGAUAGGAGUCGUAUUUCUGCCAAACCGUUGGCUCGUUUGUCUCCGUUCGUUGACCCUGACGGGGUUAUUCGAGUAGGUGGUCGCCUCCGGCAUUCUAUGUUAAGUUGCGACUGUAAACACCCUAUAUUAAUAGCCAAGCGGUCGCAUUUCGCCGAAUUGUUGUGCCGUCGGUGGCACAUAGCAACCUGUCAUGCGGGGCUGCGAGUUCUGGCCGCACUCAUUACACGCCAGUUCUGGGUCGUGUCGCUGAGGUCUGUGUUACAUCACGUAAUUUCACAGUGCUCCGUGUGUGUACGGCUUGACGGUAAACCGUUACAACCAUAUAUGGCUGAUUUGCCCAGCACUCGGGUGAACCGCGGCGACCGUUUGAGCGCGUGGGGAUAG